Messenger RNA from Salmo salar (Atlantic salmon), 2597 nucleotides. Its product is annotated as elongin B. Gene Ontology annotation, biological process: transcription elongation by RNA polymerase II. Lineage: Eukaryota; Metazoa; Chordata; Actinopteri; Salmoniformes; Salmonidae. Gene Ontology annotation, molecular function: protein binding. The record is from RefSeq and is a predicted model, not a curated record. Gene Ontology annotation, cellular component: VCB complex; elongin complex.
CGGUGCUAUCUGGGAUCCUCGGUACGUCCCUACCUAAUUGAUGUUGACAUUUCAAAUGGUUAAUGUAAGGGUUUGGGUAAGGUUAGGGACGACUUAAGGAUUCUGCAUAGCACUGACCGUGAGGCGACUGUCGCAACCAUCUACUUGAAAUGGAUGUGUUCCUUAUGAUCCGGCGUCAGAAGACCACCAUUUUCACAGACGCCAAAGAGUCCACCACCGUCUACGAGCUGAAGCGCAUUGUCGAGGGAAUUCUCAAGAGAGAGCCUGAGGAACAGAGGCUCUUCAAGGAUGACCAGUUGCUAGAAGACAGUAAAACUCUUGGCGAUUGCGGCUUCACCAACCAAACUGCAAGACCUCAGGCCCCAGGCACUGUUGGACUGGCUUUCCGAAUGGGCGAUGAGAUGUUUGAGCAGCUGCAGGUGGAGGAAUUCUCCAGUCCUCCAGAGCUCCCUGACGUCAUGAAGCCCCAAGACUCUGGCAGCACUGCCAACGAACAGACUGUGCAGUGAUGAAGGGAGGCAUGGAGGGAUCGGGGAUGGGGAAAGGGCUGUCUACAAAAACAGCCAAGGAGGUAUAGGUGGCAGGGUAGAGGAUAUGUACCAUAAUUGUGGGUUAAGAUGGGAUGGGGCAUGUGUAACCAAACCAGGUUACUACCAACCACCUUCACCUUAACCGGACACUCCUGGAUCCCUGUGAAUUCUUUGCAAACAGCAGUUACUUUAUGAUAAGAACCCCCCUUCCUUGCUCCCCAGCCUUCUUGUCAGGUGCACCAUUCUGUUCAAACACAUUGGGAAUGAGUCUGACACAUGAGUGUCAGGGUCAAAUGCUCUCAUUUGAAUGAGUGACUCUGUUGGUUUUGAGUGUGACUCUGUGUGUGUGUGUGUGUGUGUGUGUGUGUGUGUGCAGGGUGUGAAAUUAACUUUGGUCCACCAGACGUAGUGGUUGGUGGCUGCCCGAAUUUUACCACCCCUCACAUUUUUCACCAGCCACAUUUCCCCCUGAAAAAAUAUAAAUCACCGAAAAGACUGUACCCCAUCAUGCUUUCACCACUGUAGCACUGAGAUUCUAUUUUCCAGAGUUGACACGCAUAUUCACACUUAAAUGUUUUUUUUUUACAUGUGGGCUUUGGAUUUAGAAAAUAAAAAUGCACUCAAAUGCUCUGUAUGACCACCUGCCAAUGUGUCUGGUAAGAAUAGACAUUAUUUGAGGCAAUGCCAAACUACCAGCAUGUGGUUGGUGUUAAUUUACCACCCUGUAUAAGUGUUAGAUAAUUAUUGUUCUUACUAUUAUUAUUCUUAAAGGAAAAACCUACCCAAAACCGCAAAUUCCUAUAAUUUACAGUGUUAAAAGAACACUAUGUGAGAACAAUAUUUUUCAUUUUGUCGUUAUAAUAAGGUUGGUAGCAACAUGUGAAAAUCGUUGUGGAAAUCUGUUGCAGCUCAAGUCGACUACAAAACCCCCAAUGGAAUGGUCUCUAUGGGCUGGCUACAGUAGCUAGGUAGCUAGGUAGCUAGGUAGGUCUAGCAAGCAAGCAAAUGUAGCUACACACAAUAAUACCAAAGUCAAUAUCAGCAUGUGAAGUAGCUAGUUAUCUGUAAAUUCGCCUAAAGAAACUGCACUAUCAAUUUAGGAGUCUACAAUCUCACCAUGUUCAACAUGCAGAUCGAUGUGCCUCGCAGAGGUCUCACAUUCGCAACGGCACCAUGCAAUGCUCCCUGGACUGAAGAGGCAGACAAAUAUGAGAAAUGUGCUGGAUGCACAAAAACAUUAUAACAGUCAAAAUGGGUGAAACUUUCCUUUAAAAUGGCAAAGUGGCAUUUGUGUGUAACAAACAAUGUACUGGAAAAAAAUGUGCAUGGGUUAGGAGUCAAACGUUAAAACGUGCAAACAUGCAUGAGAGAAUCCCAUUGUAAAGAACAAGAAAAAAGACUAACACUAAAAUCUCCACCAUCGGAUAGUCUUUCAUCAUAAAUGAUCUUCAUGUUCCCCAGUUCUCUUCCCUGGGCCACAUUCAAAAUAGUCAAAUGUUGUGGAACGGUUGCAGAUAGAAAUGUCAUGAAUAGAUCUGACGUGAUUGCUUAUUUUACACAAAGAGCACCAUGUUUGUUCCACAUCGUAUAUUCUUAUCUGAACACUCCACAAUGUUGUGUGCCGCUAAAUGCAGCUCAGGUUAAGCCAGUUCCAGUGUGCAUUUCUGAAUAGAUUUCUUUCCACACUUCGACCUGGAAGGAAAACUCCUUUACACUGUAAGGUAAAUGCUGUUCUCCUUCAUUAUAGCAUCGUUCUAGCUUAUUUUAAUUUGAUGUAAUGUGGAAAUUCUUCCAUUUUCAGCCCCUUCACUCUUGUUUGUUUGCACUGAGACCAAAGGCUUGGAACUCCUGGACUAAGCAGGAGAACCGGUUGGUUGAGGACAUCUUUUUGUGACGUUUAAAACAAAACUUGGCAAAAGAUGGUAUCGGCAUUGGACUGGUUUUGGGGUGGGCAUGCCAUACAUCAGGUCAUGUGACAAAAAAACGGUGUGACAUCAGUUUCCCCCCAAAUGAAAAAACAUAGCCUGUAACUGUGAGCUUAAAUAAAUAUUUGUUUAUUUUUUAAAA